AUGGCUUUCCGUUCCUUUAGGGCGCAAUCGGUUUCGAAUCAAGGAUCAUACCCAUCGGAGAAGAUAUCAGAAGAGCCAUUACCAAGCAAAGUGGCACAGAGCACCGUAACAUGCUUCUACCAAACCAAUGUGGCAGGGUAUUGGCGAAACAUAUCUAUCUUGUGGUGCAAGAAUCUCAUGAACCAUUCCUUACACAUCACCGUCGAUAGCCCCGGCGGUGACGCGCAUUUCGGCUGCAAGAUCGACGUCAAGCCAUGGCAUUUUUGGAGCAAGAAAGGCUACAAGACUUUCGACGUGGAAGGCCGUUCCGUCGAGGUCUACUGGGACCUCCGGUCGGCAAAAUUCUCCGGCAGCCCCGAACCGAACAGCGAUUACUACGUUGCGUUGAUUUCCGAAGACGAGGUGGUUUUGUUGUUGGGAGACUACAAGAAGAAGGCAUACAAGAGGACGAAGUCGCGGCCGGCGCUGGUGGAGGCAAUGCUGCUUGUCAAGAAAGAGAAUGUGUUUGCCCGGAAAAGUUUCGCCACCAAGGCGAGGUUCGAUGAGAAGAGGAAAGACAGCGAAAUCGUCGUCGACAGCUCCACCGGCGGUCCUAACGACCCCGAGAUGUGGAUCAGCAUCGACGGCAUCGUGCUCAUCCACGUCAAGAAUUUACAAUGGAAAUUUAGAGGCAAUCAGACGGUUAUGGUUAACAAGCAGCCCAUUCAGGUUUUUUGGGACGUUCAUGAUUGGUUGUUCUGUGGUGCUGCUGCUGGGCCUGGGCUUUUUAUAUUCAAGCCCGGCCCACCCGAGGCGGAGAGCGAGAAAGAAGGAAGCGCUGUUGAAGGUUGUGAGGGUAGUGAUGAUGGGAGUGUUGGGUAUUAUUCAACUCUCAAUAUUGCUACCUUUGAGUUCUGUCUUGUUCUAUGUGCCUAUAAAAUUGAGUAA
This is a messenger RNA of Arachis stenosperma, 927 nucleotides long. RefSeq lists its product as uncharacterized. NCBI's taxonomy places the organism in Eukaryota, Viridiplantae, Streptophyta, Magnoliopsida, Fabales, Fabaceae. The transcript has a single exon. The record is from RefSeq and is a predicted model, not a curated record. The coding region runs from base 1 to 927 and encodes 308 amino acids.